Messenger RNA from Euleptes europaea (tarantolino), 2674 nucleotides. It is a transcript of the gene CWC22, whose product is annotated as CWC22 spliceosome associated protein homolog. The record is from RefSeq and is a predicted model, not a curated record. Gene Ontology annotation, cellular component: catalytic step 2 spliceosome. NCBI's taxonomy places the organism in Eukaryota, Metazoa, Chordata, Lepidosauria, Squamata, Sphaerodactylidae. Gene Ontology annotation, molecular function: RNA binding; protein binding. The coding region runs from base 2 to 2674 and encodes 890 amino acids. Gene Ontology annotation, biological process: mRNA splicing, via spliceosome. The transcript is spliced from 19 exons.
AAUGAAGAGUAGAGCAACACAGCCUGGCUCCAGCCAUGAAAGAACAGAUGCUUAUAGUCCUCGCCGGAGAAGUUCCUCUCCCGAAGACAGGGAUUCGGAACAUGGGAGGUCUCGGUCAUCACAAGGCAAAGGUUACUUGGAUCACAGCAGACCUGACCGUGAGCGUUCAGAGAGGAACCGUUACAGUGACAGAAACACAGAUGCAAAGAGGGGUGGAAAGGACAGACAAGAAAGAGAGAGGGAGUCUGAUUGGCGGAAGUCCCGGAGGUCCCUUUCCCCGGACACCAGGAAUACCCCUGAGAAAGCAGCUCAUGAUGAACCCCCUCCAAAGAAGAAGAAAGAGGAUCUGGAUCCAAUUCUCACCCGCACAGGCGGCGCAUACAUUCCUCCAGCCAAGCUCCGGAUGAUGCAGGCACAAAUCACUGAUAAAAAUAGUUUAGCGUACCAAAGGAUGAGUUGGGAAGCUCUGAAGAAAUCCAUCAAUGGUCUUGUCAAUAAAGUGAACGUCUCAAACAUUGAAAAUAUCAUCCAUGAGCUUCUUCAAGAAAAUAUUGUCAGGGGAAGGGGUAUGCUGGCGAGAUCAAUUCUGCAAGCCCAGAGCGCUUCACCCAUUUUCACUCAUGUUUACGCAGCCGUUGUAGCCAUCAUCAACUCCAAGUUUCCAAAUAUCGGAGAACUGAUUCUCAAGAGGCUCAUUCUAAAUUUUCGCAAAGGAUAUAGAAGAAAUGAUAAGCAACUUUGUCUGACAGCUUCCAAGUUUGUUGCCCAUCUUAUGAAUCAGAAUGUGGCUCACGAGGUUUUAUGUUUGGAGAUGCUCACGCUCCUUCUGGAAAGACCUACCGACGACAGUAUAGAAGUAUCCAUCGGAUUUCUAAAGGAAUGUGGCCUCAAAUUGACAGAAGUGUCUCCUAGAGGUGUUAAUGCCAUCUUUGAUCGUCUUCGUCAUGUUCUCCACGAAUCUGAAACUGACAAGCGGGUUCAGUACAUGAUAGAAGUCAUGUUUGCUGUGCGUAAAGAUGGAUUUAAGGAUCACCCAGUCGUCCCAGAUGGAUUGGAUCUUGUGGAGGAGGAGGAUCAGUUUACUCAUAUGCUGCCUUUGGAGGAUGAUUAUAAUCCGGACGACGUUCUUAAUGUGUUCAAGCUGGAUCCUGACUUUAUGGCGAGUGAAGAGAAGUACAAAGCACUGAAAAAAGAAAUCCUUGAUGAAGGUGACAGUGACUCCGGAACUGGUCAGGAUGCUGGAAGUAGUGAGGAGGAAGAGGAAGACGAAGAGGAGGCUGAAGAAGAUGAAGAAGGGCAAAAAGUGACCAUCCACGAUAAAACAGAAAUUAACCUGGUCUCCUUUCGGCGAACUAUUUACCUUGCAAUUCAGUCAAGCUUAGACUUUGAAGAAUGUGCUCAUAAACUGCUGAAGAUGGAUUUUCCCGAUAGCCAAACGAAAGAAUUAUGCAACAUGAUUCUCGACUGUUGUGCUCAGCAAAGGACCUAUGAGAAAUUCUUUGGCUUACUGGCUGGGCGGUUCUGUAUGUUGAAAAAAGAAUACAUGGAAUCAUUUGAAGCUAUUUUCAAAGAGCAGUACGAUACCAUACACCGACUGGAAACAAACAAGUUGAGGAAUGUUGCCAAGAUGUUUGCCCAUCUUUUAUACACAGAUUCCUUGCCAUGGAGUGUCCUUGAAUGCAUAACCCUGAGUGAAGAAACCACAACAUCGUCCAGUAGGAUUUUUGUUAAAAUAUUCUUCCAGGAACUUAGUGAAUACAUGGGACUUCCUAACCUUAAUGCAAGGUUAAAGGAUGAAACUCUGCAGUCAUUCUUCGAAGGGCUCUUGCCUCGGGACAACCCAAGAAAUACAAGAUUUGCCAUCAAUUUCUUCACGUCCAUUGGUCUCGGGGGACUGACGGAUGAGCUACGUGAACAUCUGAAAAACGCACCGAAAAUUAUCAUGACCCAGAAACAAGAUGUGGAGUCAUCAGACUCCUCUUCAGACUCUGAAUCGUCCGAGUCAGACAGUGGCACCAACAGCAGUGAUAGCUCGGGGACUUCCAGCGAGAGCGAAUCCUCGUCCGACAGUGAUCACAGCAGUAAUUCAAGUGUGACAAAGAGGAAGUCGCAAAAGAAGAAAACAGCAGACACUGGUAACAGGAGAAAAGAGGGAAGUAAAAAGAAACAGCUUGAAAAGAAAAUGGAAAGGAGGCAGCCUGAGUGGGAGAAUGAGGCGGAGAGAAGCUCAGAAAGGAGCACUGACAGAAAUUCAAGAGACCCAACUCGGAGAAACGAUGUUUCAAAGAAAUCGUCCUAUGACAGAGAUCAUUACACUGACAGGAACAGCUAUUGGAGUGAGAAAGACAGGGAUCAGGAAAGUAAUACUCAUGUAGAAAGCCAACGUGGUCAUUCUAAAAAGAAAAGAGGAGAGAGAAGAAAUUCUUCCUCGGAUAACGAAGGCAGGGACAGGCACUGGACUCCAGAUGGCGAACCCCACAGAAGGAGAAAGGACAGAUCAAAGUCUAGGGAGAAAUCCCAUAACUAUCCCAGCCCGAGGGAUGACGGGCGUUAUCGGAAUGGCUCGGAGAAGGUUCCGCAAAAACACAGCCGAAAUGCUGAGCCACUGAAAGAGCUGAGGAAAGACGACGGUAGGCAGAGACACAAGGAGAAUUCCCCGCACAGACGCAAGUGA